CACUAAGCAACUGAUGACGUCAUUAACACUGUGACUACUUUUGUAUCCCCGUAGUUGUGGAAUAUAACCUUCUUUGGCCGGUUUUGUACGUUUGAAGAAGAAAAUUGUUACUGGCAUAUAAUACUUUCAAAAUGGAUAAAGACGAAUUGGUACAGAGGGCCAAACUUGGAGAACAGGCCGAGAGGUAUGAUGAUAUGGCAGCAUCAAUGAAACAAGUUACAGAAAUGGGUGUGGAAUUAAGCAAUGAAGAACGAAAUUUGCUGUCGGUCGCAUACAAGAACGUCGUCGGGGCAAGGCGAAGUUCCUGGAGGGUUAUUUCAAGUAUAGAACAGAAAACUGAAGGAAGUGAAAGAAAGCAGCAAAUGGCUAAAGAAUAUCGCGAAAAAGUCGAAAAAGAAUUAAGAGAAAUAUGUUACGAUGUUUUGGGUCUUUUAGACAAGUUCCUGAUUCCUAAAGCUAGUAAUGCAGAAAGCAAAGUUUUUUACCUGAAGAUGAAGGGAGAUUAUUAUAGAUAUCUGGCUGAGGUUGCAAGUGGAGAUCAGAAAAACAGUGUUGUAGAUGAGUCUCAAAAAGCCUACCAAGAAGCAUUUGAUAUCAGUAAAACAAAAAUGCAACCAACACAUCCUAUUCGGUUGGGCCUAGCAUUGAAUUUCUCUGUAUUUUAUUAUGAAAUACUGAAUUCUCCUGACAAGGCUUGUCAGUUGGCAAAACAGGCAUUUGAUGAUGCGAUUGCUGAGUUAGACACAUUGAAUGAAGACUCUUAUAAAGACAGUACGUUAAUUAUGCAGCUGCUGAGGGACAAUUUGACAUUAUGGACAUCGGAUACUCAGGGUGAUGGAGAAGAACCCACGGAAACACAGGAAAAGUGAUCCUCUGGAGACUGAUGAGCAUUCCCACCUCUGCUACACCUAGGAGGAAGCCUUUUAUUGUUAACACUUGUACACAACCAGUAGUGUUGAUACUCAUAAGUUCUUCAGACUAAAUAAACUCCCUGUGGUUAUGUGUUAUUUUUAAUACCAAAUGAUUCAACCACGCAUGUGUUCUUGGUCCUAUAAUAAUCACAGUUGUGUGUGUCUAUUAUUCCUUGUCUUUUCUUGAGGAAUUUCCAGAACAGCAGUAAAUCACGGGGAAACUACCAUUCAGAUAGUUGGUGUAGUCUUACGAUGCUAAUUAAUUCAUUCGGAUUCACUGAAAUGCCAAAAUAGUUUGUUUUUUUCAGCCUAAUGCUUGUUGUUGUUUUUUUUUGUUUUAGUCAGUAUAAACCUAGUGUAGCUAAGUUAUUAAACCAUAUUUGAAAGGUUGGAUCUCUUACAAGAUCUACUUAAAGUUCAGCAAUGUAGAUAUUUUUCUUUAGGCCCGACUUGCUUCUAGUAUUUUUUUUUUAACAUGUGAUGUGUUUUGAAAUUGGCAUGCAUAGUGUUUUAACUUUUUUGUGUUUGAGGGUUAUGAUUAUGGGGACCCUGUGCACAAUUAUUACAAGACCAUCUCUUGAUUGGUCUAGUCACUACUAGAAGAUGUUUUCUUUACACAGGUGACAGUUAUUUGGAAUUUAGCUUCUUAGUGUGGUUGUCUCUUACUCUUCUGUUCUGGUGUUCUUUACUCCGCUCCUGAUGGUCUAGAUCACUUGUACUUUGUGCAUGCCUGUUUGAUAACUUACUACAGUAACGGUAGAGUUGUAUAGGAAAAUAACAGUUGUAUGCUUUGUUUUCUAAUUGGUCAAAAUCUGUAUCUACUUGUUAUAUGUACAUGCCUGUUUUUAUAAUUUACUACAGUAACAAGUUGUAUAGAAAUAAACAAAAUUGCCUAAUUA
This is a messenger RNA of Limulus polyphemus (Atlantic horseshoe crab), 1810 nucleotides long. Its product is annotated as 14-3-3 protein zeta-like. Gene Ontology annotation, biological process: signal transduction. Gene Ontology annotation, cellular component: cytoplasm. The transcript is spliced from 6 exons. The record is from RefSeq and is a predicted model, not a curated record. The coding region runs from base 132 to 869 and encodes 245 amino acids. NCBI's taxonomy places the organism in Eukaryota, Metazoa, Arthropoda, Merostomata, Xiphosura, Limulidae.